GUUGUUUAACCGCAGUUGGUAUUCGCGAAUAAGCGCUCCAAAAUUCUCUAUUUUUUUUUUCCAAUUCGAAGCACUUCCUACCGGUAUAGUAAGGCUUUAGAAGGCAAGUAAACAAUCAGUUCCUAGCAGAGACGUGAAGGCUCUGGACGAGCUUGGGAUAAGGCUUACUACUAUCGCGUUGGUGUCGUUACUUAUCGGGAGAUAUGCCCAAAUCGUGGGCAGAGCGUAUGACGCAUAAGCUACAACUUUCGAAUAACAAAUAGCCAACGUAGUUUUUGAUUGGAUCUCACGAAGAUAUUCUAUCGUUGCAACAGCAAGUAGUGCCUUGCGCAACCUUCGAGACCUGUGCUCCUUAAAUAACCGUUUACUUGGUGUUAAUGUUAUCCCCAGUUCUUGUUCUUACUGUGGCCCUACUACGGGCGAUUCCGAUCGCAUGGACCUACAUGAUGUCGCCGUUGAUUGCCCCAGACAUACCUCACGAGUGCAGCGCUCCCCCGGGCCUUAACAAAACUCUUUGGAGAAGCUUCGCCCAACCCGACGAGUGUACAGCUUUUCCACUUCAAACGAUUUUCAACGGCAUCAUCUUCUACGAGCCGGAGAAUGGUACUUUACGUCAACCCUGCGAGUUUGGCUGGGUAUAUGAUACAAAGCACUUUGGGCCUACGGCAACAUCGGAAUGGAAUCUCGUAUGCAGGGACUCUUGGAUGCGAUCGGGCGUUCAAUCGACGAUCAUGGCAGGGUCGUUUAGCGGAGUAACAAUUUUUGGCAAGCUUUCUGACGCAUUUGGUCGAAAGAAAACGUUCUACGUUGGCGUGUUAAUAGCUGCAUUAGUGGGUGUUGCUGGGACAUUCGCAUCGUCCCUGCUAUGGUUUAACGUUUGCCGUUUCGUCAUUGCCGGCUGUGCGGCUGGACUUACUGCGGCCAUUGUGACAUUAUUUAUGGAAGUCAUGCCAAACACUGACCGUGUACUGAUGAAUGUUGGCUUCGGAAUCGGUUACGUUAUUCCCAUGGCUCUCAUUGGUUUUAUGUCCUGGAUGUUUCAGAAUUUUCGCCUGAUGCAACUUGCUCUGGGGUUAUCGUUUUUGCUCGUCGUACCAUUCUACCCAUACAUUGAAGAGUCGCCAAAGUGGCUUUUAGCUAAAAAUAGAGUUGACGAAGCUGCAAAAUGCAUCGACCGGAUACUGCGGCGAAGUGGACGGUCCGCUUCAGACAUGACGAAAACGAUGGUUCGGAUAGCUGCCCAGGCCCAGAGACAUCCUGAAAAAUCUCAACCAACCUUGGGUGAUCUGCUAAGGUUGUCAACCUUACGAAUCAAUGCUGUAAGCAUUUUCACUCUGUGGUUUUGUGAGUCGAUCACGUACUACCAUAUCAUGUUGAAUGCGCAUAAAUUUCCCGGAACUCCACAGCUGAACUACGCACUUUCGGCGUCCGCCGAAAUUCCCGCCGCGCUAAUUGGUAUUUGGGUAUGCCGACGCAUUGGUCGACGAAUCUCACAGAUCGUUCCUAUCCUGUUAAGCGUUGUUAGUUUAUCUUUGGUUCUGUUUUUUAUACCCCGUUCAGCAACGUGGCCGAACUUGCUCGCCAUGAUGUGGAUACGGUUCCUUCUUAAAUCUCAAAAUUUCACGCAGUGGAUUGCUGUUCAUGAGAACUUUCCUACCCCAUUAAGAUCUACCGGUUUCGCGCUCUGUCACAUGUUCUCGCGAUGCGGAGCGGCUAUGGCGCCCUUUGUUGUAGACCUCGGUCGAACCACGCAUUCAGCUAUACCCCACAUUGUAUUUUUUAUUUCUGCAGCAAUUGAAUGUGUCUGCCUUCAGUGGUUACCGGAGACAUUGGAUGAGCCUUUGCCGGACACCCUUGAAGAUUUGGAAGAAGUUUGUAAAAAGAAAAAUGAAAACAAAUAAUGCCUAGAAAUUCAUUACGAGCAUAUACGUGGCAGAAAAAAAAUUAAGUGUAGUUCUGACUCUGCGUAGUUUAUGCUUGUUUAGAUAAGGCCUUUAACUUGUAAAGGCGCAAGUAAAAUUCCAGCGAAUGUUAGCUAGAAUUCAAAUAUUCUGAAUGAAUUAUGUCCAAAUAGUCUCAUAAAGCUGACGAUUUAGCUACCAGCUGACUGAUGUGGUUGCGUGUGCGCAUGCUUUUAUUUACUUCAAUUUAUGUCCCUUGACGUGGUAAAAAACGUAUGCAGAGCAUUUGUUUGAAAUGUCCUAUUCUACAGUACAGUUCUUUUGAUCCCUUGGAAAUAUAGGAUAUGGCCCAACUUUUCUUGCAGCUUUGCGCGGAGGGUCCAGACGGCCUUCAGGCUUAUGGCAGGACUACAAUCCGAGUUGCACAGUUUACCUUCCGUUUUAAAAACUAUAGGUUGAAUAAUGUAUGUGGCGCAACUAGAUACUCGUUUGAUUGCCGAUGCAGAACAUCAAACAUACAAGUCGCUAACGCACAACGACACUCCUGAACCCACAGAAAUGGCCUCUCGGAGGCGUUCACGUCAAGAGAUACGUUAAAACUCGCGGCGCUCUUUUUUGCCGCAAUGUACGAAGAAGCAAUGCCCUUCAAAAAAUUUCACAGCACGUGAACUAUUGUAAUAUCUUGGGAGCCUAUGCAACAAAAAAGCCGCUGGUCCUGAUAAAAUUUGCAAGCACGCUAUGGUGACACUAUUCAAUAGAUGCUUACAUACAGCUGAAUGAGAAGGUGCUACUUCAUUUAAUGAUGCCUAAAAGAAAGAGCGGCCCAACCGCACUGUCGUCAUAGCGGGGAGUAGCGAAGAAAAGUGUUUGUUAUAAGCUGCUUGCCAGCUUGUUGACUAAGAAACUGAACGGUUAUUUAGAGAGCAUACAUGAAGAAACAUAUUUUCUUUAAAAAACUUUUCACAGAGACGGCGUGCGGGAUCCCGAUAGCGGACGUGAAGAAAGCACUGCCUACAUCGUGCAAUUUGCUAUACAUGACGUUUGUCGAUAUCAAGGGGGCCUUCGCCUCAGCGCCCGGGACAAAGCUAUGCUCACAUUGGCCGAAGUGGAUUUCCCUAUGAAUAGAUUCAAGCUUCUCCUUCAUUGCAGCUCCAGAAGAGAAGGGAAUAACCAUCGACGACACACUGGCCAAAGUCCUGCCUUUCACGAAGAAAACUGGCUUGACUUAGAGGCACGACCCAAACCUAAGGAAUAAUCUCCCUGAUGAAAUAAGAGGGCCAAAAGGAAUCACUUUAAAUAAUAUUGUGCGCACAUAAUGACACAUUUAAUGAUAUACGGGCCGAACGGGUUUUAAGUUUAUCACAAACCGUAAACCUGACCAAGAUAGGAACGAUAAAGUUUGGAGACGGAAGCAGGACAGCGAUUAUUGCACCUUGUACCUUACCAGGUUGCCUAUGUAUAUUUUCAUCCCUGGCUUGCUCUUCUCCGCGAAAGAUAGAAGUUUUAUUGUGCAGGAAGAUACAGGAAAGCAGUGUUGGCCGUAUAGGCGAUCAAAUCGUACACGUUUGCCCCUCGCAAUCGCUCUCUACUCGCACGUAUUCAAGGUAGCUCCGAUUAUAACGGAUGGGAUACGCAUUAUUUGGGAAGAUCCCACGGUGGAAAACUGCAAAUAAUUAAAUCGCAUUAAAGCCUCUUUCCUUAAAACAGCAUUGGGAUUAAGCAUAGUAAGCCAAAAUCAUCUCGUGUGUCCUUUGGCCGACUCACCACUGCUGACCGAGGACCCACAUUAUCGCUUUGAGCUUCCAGCAGCGGAAGACCGAUCUUAGGAAGUGGUAGCAAAAAUUGGGAACCUCUUUGCUUUGAGUCUGAUGAGGAACAACAAGUGAACUAGCUAAAUAUACAUGUCGUCACCCGCUUUGCCGUGCAUCAGCAACAUAGACCCUAUAUUAAACCAAGUCCCUGUGAGCUUUGAGACGAGAAAAAAAAUGUAGCAGAUAUCCUACCGUUCAUUGCUCCUUGGUACCAUCUUUAAAACAUUAAUUCUAUGUUGAAAUUGAAAAAAUAUGUAUGAAUUUUUUCCUGAUAUAGGGACACUGUGUUGUUUACCUGUAUGUAUGGUGUUUUUGACUACUAUCCGUAAAGGUGAAUAAAUGAAAUUUCAUUCAAGAAGAACUCCGACUAAUCCACUUAAAUGUAAUCUUUACAAUCGAGUUUCUCCAGGGAUUCCUUACGUUCGGAACUGGAUGAUGAAGCUACUACUAGCCUUACAAUUAUAUUGUGUUUAUUGAUAUUACAACAGUAUUUAACCUUAUAUUAGGACUCGCUUUGCGAAAUACUUAUGAAAAAAAAAGCCACCAAACAAUAUAUGUAAAUUCAUUACAAUC
Molecule: messenger RNA, 4285 nt
Organism: Varroa destructor (honeybee mite)
Lineage: Eukaryota; Metazoa; Arthropoda; Arachnida; Mesostigmata; Varroidae
Product: organic cation transporter protein-like
Biological process (GO): transmembrane transport
Cellular component (GO): membrane
Molecular function (GO): transmembrane transporter activity
Source: RefSeq, a predicted model, not a curated record